UGGUACCGUGUGUUUCCGGUAUAACGUGUGUGUUCAACGGUCUACAGUCCUUUCCUUUCCUUUCGGCGUUCAGUAGAACAGUCACUUAAGACCCCCGGCUCUUUCUCCCUAAACGGUGUAUCUAAAUCAGCGGACAUGGCAACUUCUGUAUCGGCUCAAGCUCAGGCUAAUAACGCUUCGACCUCGCCACCGCAGAGAGGAAUUGUCAAAAUGGUCCUGUCAGGAUGUGCCAUCAUCGUGCGGGGGCAGCCUCGGGGCGGGCCCCCCCCAGAGCGCCAGAUCAACCUGAGCAACAUCCGCACCGGGACCCUAGCCCGCAGAGCCGCUCAGAGCCAGCCGGACGCCAAGGACACCCCCGACGAGCCCUGGGCCUUCCAAGCCAGAGAGUUCCUGCGAAAGAAGCUGAUUGGCAAAGAGGUGUGCUUCAGAGUUGCAAGCAACCCCAGCUCAGUCAGGGAGUACGGAAGUGUCUACCUGGGCAAAGACACGACUGGAGAGAACAUUGCGGAGACUCUGGUGAACGAAGGCCUGGCUACUGUCCGCAGGGAUGGAUUCAGAGGCAACAAGUAAGAGACGGACAGGCUACCACGGC
Hypomesus transpacificus is the source of this 592-nucleotide messenger RNA. It is a transcript of the gene snd1, whose product is annotated as staphylococcal nuclease and tudor domain containing 1. Bases 136 to 570 code for a protein of 144 amino acids. The record is from RefSeq and is a predicted model, not a curated record. Gene Ontology annotation, cellular component: cytosol; nucleus. Gene Ontology annotation, molecular function: RNA binding; nuclease activity. The transcript is spliced from 4 exons. Lineage: Eukaryota; Metazoa; Chordata; Actinopteri; Osmeriformes; Osmeridae. Gene Ontology annotation, biological process: mRNA catabolic process.